Molecule: messenger RNA, 2791 nt
Organism: Rubroshorea leprosula
Lineage: Eukaryota; Viridiplantae; Streptophyta; Magnoliopsida; Malvales; Dipterocarpaceae
Source: the annotation of a GenBank genome assembly
AUUAACUUCACUACGCUUCUCUCUCUGCAAUUACUCUCGAGAGCUUCUCUUUCUAGAUUUUGGAGUAUUGCUAACUUGAGCGUCGGAGUGUUUUUCCCAAGGAAACAUCCUCAGGAUUUUCAGGAAACCACCCCCCGAGAGGCAACAUGGACCACCAGGACAGUACUCAGCUUUUGGAAAGUGACCUCAAUGACUUUCAACCAAUGCCAAGAAACCUUUUCUUUCGCAUCCCAGUUGAAGCCAGGCGAAGGCAUUCCAGACAAAAUAUUUCACGACCUGAGAGACCCUUGGAAGCUGCUAGGACAACCGAGCUGGAAGAAAGAACUAGAGUUUUAGAAAUGACCAUGGGAAAAAUCCUCUCUUGUCUGAUCCCGGAUGACUCCUUAAUCCCUCUACUGAAUAGAGGUGAACAGCCAGCAGCAGUAGUUGCAACUCGCAACUCCCCAGCUUUAAGUAAUGUGGUGGUUCCAACCAAGCCAAGGGGAAGUGGAAGGCUAAAUCCAGAGCCCAGCUCGUCCAAACACAGUGAUGAAUUAAUGAAGAAAAAUGCAAAACUUGAGAAAUAUGCUCCUCUCAACCAAUCCAUUACUGCAAAACCAUAUCAGGAGGGAUUUAAAAUCCCCCAUUUAGAAACAUAUGGUGGUUCUGGCGACUCGGAUGAACACUUACACACUUAUCAAGCCAUCAUGAAAAUUCAGAAUGCUAUCGAUGCAAUGAUGUGCAAAGUAUUCCCCGCAACAUUGAAAUCUACUGCCAGAAGAUGGUAUCACAAGCUACCCAGACACUCUAUAGCUUCGUACUCCCAACUCGCCACACUAUUCUCUAACAACUUUGUGAGCCAAAGGGAGAUAAUGCGUACUGCUAUUGAGUUAAUGCAAGUUCACCAGAGGGAAGGAGAAUCUUUGAGAGACUAUAUGCAAAGGUUCAACAAAGCCACCUUGGACAUCGAUAAUGUCCUUAAUACCAUCUGUUUGUCUGCCUUACUGGACGGUCUAAAACCUGGUCGAUUCCUGGACAACCUGCUAGAAAAUCCACCGAAAUCAUGGAACGAAAGUAAGGAGCACAAACAGCCAGAAGGAAGGGAAGAAAAGAAAAAGAAAAAGGUUGGUGAGCAGAGAGGAAAGCCACCUUCUUUCCCAAGAUAUGCUAAUUAUCUUCCGCUGAGCUCGUCAAGGGGCAAGGGUAUCAGCUCGGCAACAAUCAAAAUUAGCUCGACAACAAUCAAAAUCCCUACCAGGGGAGUCAGCACUCAUCUGAAUCUGGCAGAACCUAUAGAGGACGUCCAUUUAACCAGCGAGGAUAGGGACAAAAAAACCUCUUCACAAAACCAAAAAGACCAUAGAGGGGUCGGUUACAAUGGAAUACCCUCGCCUUCUGGCACAAUCAACAUGAUUUCUGGUGGCAUGCAUUCAGGAGGCCAAAAGGAAGAACCUGAUGUUGUGAUGCCCCAUGCUGACCCCUUCGUGGCAACAGUUCACGUAGCUUCCAUGCAGAGAUAUGAAGGGCCUAUAUAUGGGUUUGAUAAUCAGCCCGUCCCAGUUGAAGGGGCAAUCACUCUUCCAAUCUACGUGGGUACUGAGCCGCGAUUUAGGAUGGCAUUUGUUAGCUUCUUGGUGGUUAAGAUGGAGUUAGCUUACAAUGCCAUAAUUGGGAGAGCCACACUUUGCGAGCUAAAAGCUAUCGUUUCUCAAUCGCACCUCUGCAUGAAAUUCCCAACUCCUCAGGGAGUAGGGGUGCUCAAAGGAAACCAAAAAAUGGCUAAAGUGAUGAGCAUCUCUGACAUAGACCACCGUCCAGAGAACAUAGAACAGAAAGCUGAACUAGUUGAGCCAGUAGAAACCAUUCCAUUAAAACCCGACAAACCAGAAAAGACGGACACCCACCCAUUGCCAAAUGUUGAAAAGUUAGUAGAACGAGUUGCUAGUCAUGAACGCAUGAGUUUUUUAGAUGCCAGCUUAGGAUAUCAUCAAGUUCAGCUAUGGUUGGACAAACAAGAAAAGACGACAUUCUAUGUGGGGGAUGCAAUCUACUGUUCUGUUAUGAUAUCGUUUGGCUUAAAGAAUGCUGGCACGACCUAUCAGAAGUUAGUUCAGAUCGUCUUUAAGCUUCAGAUAGUCUUUAAACUUCAGAUCGUCUUUAAACUUCAGAUCGGUAAGAACAUUGAAGUAUAUGUUGAUGAUAUGAUUGUCACUAGCAUACAAGCUAAAGAUCAUAUUGACGACCUGAAUGAAACGUUUCAAAACCUACGCCAAGCACAGAUGAAGUUAAACCCACUAAAAUGUACAUUUUCUAUGGAGUCAGACAAAUUCCUGGGGUAUGUAGUGUCCAAAAAAGGAAUUGAGGUGAAGCUGGAUAAGGGUCAAGCUUUAGCAGACUUCAUAGUGGAGUGCCACCCGCCAGCUAUAGAAGAAGCCACGCCGUUAGGCUCGGUAUGGGCUUUGUUUGUAGAUGGGGCUGCAAAUGUUGAAGGAUCAAGGGUAGGGGCAGUGCUAAUAGGCCUAAAUGGUUUCAAAUCUGAGCAUGCACUGAGAUUUAAAUUUAAGACAACGAAUAAUGUCGCCGAAUAUGAAGCACUCAUUUAUGGUAUGAAGCUAGCGUCCAAGCUGAAAGUGUAGAACAUAAGAGUCUUCAGUAACUCUUAACUUGUAGUGAACCAAGUAAGCGGAAGUUGCGAUAUCAGAGACCUUUAGUUCGGUCGUUAUGCCUCUGUGGUCAGCAGUAUGAAGGCGAGCUUUAUUUUGUUUCAGAUUGAUAAGAUGCCAACAGCAAAAAAUAGAUGAGUUGAUGAGUU